AUGGCUGUCGUCCCCGUCCCUGAAUCCAUCCCUGUCCCUGAAUCCAUCCCCGUCCCUGAUUCCAUCCCUGUCCCUGACUCCAUCCCUGUCCCUGACUCCAUCCCUGUCCCCGUCCCUGAAUCCAUCCUCGUCCCUGAAUCCAUCCCCGUCCCUGAUUCCAUCCCCAUCCCCGUCCCUGACUCCAUCCCCGUCCCCGUCCCUGACUCCAUCCCUGUCCCCAUCCCUGAAUCCAUCCCCAUCCCUGAAUCCAUCCCCAUCCCUGAUUCCAUCCCUGUCCCCAUCCCUGACUCCAUCCCUGUCCCCGUCCCCGUCCCUGACUCCAUCCCUGUCCCCGUCCCCGUCCCCGCCUCCAUCCCUGUCUGUGUCCCUGACCCCAUCCCUGUCCCUGUUCCUGUCCCCAUCCCUGAAUCCAUCCCCGUCCCUGAUUCCAUCCCCGUCCCCAUCCCUGAUUCCAUCCCUGUCCCCGUCCCUGACUCCAUCCCCAUCCCUGACUCCAUCCCUGUCCCUGUUUCCAGCCGGGGCUCCCAUUACAUCCACCAGUUCCUCUGUCUCUGCAAUAAUCCAUAG
Molecule: messenger RNA, 567 nt
Organism: Brienomyrus brachyistius
Lineage: Eukaryota; Metazoa; Chordata; Actinopteri; Osteoglossiformes; Mormyridae
Product: E3 ubiquitin-protein ligase RNF12-B-like
Exons: 1
Coding region: 1-567 (188 amino acids)
Source: RefSeq, a predicted model, not a curated record